AGAGGGCCCAUGACAUGUCUCCUCAGUAGACCCAAGAUGUGAUAUUCAUCUUUCUCCACAGCACCAUUCCAUUUUCUUCCACCAAGCUCCUCCCCCUUUUCUUUUCCCUAUAUCAUCUCUUGCCAAAUUUGCACAACAAUUCUUCUGCAACAAUCAUGUCCAGCGACGCUCCAAAAGACGUUGCAGAAGGAUCAUCGCGAUCCGCCGGUGAGCAGCCACAGCAACCGGCACCUUUGAGCCGAUACGAGUCGCAGAAACGGAGGGAUUGGAACACUUUUGGGCAGUACUUGAAGAACCAGAGACCUCCAGUUUCACUAUCACACUGCAACUGCAACCAUGUGCUCGAGUUUCUUCGAUAUCUCGACCAAUUCGGAAAGACUAAGGUUCACUCGCACGGUUGUGUCUUCUUCGGACAACCCGACCCUCCUGCCCCAUGUACUUGUCCUCUUAGACAAGCUUGGGGAAGCCUUGAUGCACUGAUCGGACGGCUUAGGGCUGCUUACGAAGAGAACGGUGGCUCACCGGAGACAAACCCUUUCGGAAAUGGAGCUAUUCGUGUUUAUUUACGUGAAGUGAAGGAGUGUCAAGCUAAAGCUAGGGGAAUUCCCUACAAGAAGAAAAAGAAGAAGAAGAUCAAUCAUAUGAAGGCCAACAACGAUGAAGUGAAGUCUUAAGAAGCAGUCACUUCUUCAGAAACCUGGAUCACAUAAGCAGUCAACUGGAUGGGAAGGUUUAAAGGAAGGCCACAAUUUCCACUUCACUAUAUGGUUCUCUCUUGGCAAUUGGCAUAUAUAUAAAAAGUAUAAUUUAAGCUUUAGAUCAGUUAUUUUUAAAUAAUAGUAUAUCAUGAUGGCAAGCUGGUCAUCUGGACGUACGUACGGUCCACAUUUUUAUUACCUGUACCACCUUAAUUAGUAUAAUUUUUAUUAAUUCCUACACUUCUUUCUGAAAAACAGCAACACUAGUACUAUUUCUAGAUCUACUAGUUUUACUUAUUUUAGCGCAGAAAGAAGAGCUUUUCGCUUCUAUAAUGUAAAUUGCAUUUAAGCUAUUAUGUAGUUGAUGUCAAAUUAAAACUUCUUGAACAGUUAAACUUGCAGUUAAACUAUACAUUUGCAUUUUUUAUAUA
This is a messenger RNA of Cornus florida, 1129 nucleotides long. RefSeq names its product protein LIGHT-DEPENDENT SHORT HYPOCOTYLS 10-like. Lineage: Eukaryota; Viridiplantae; Streptophyta; Magnoliopsida; Cornales; Cornaceae. Gene Ontology annotation, cellular component: nucleus. The coding region runs from base 156 to 674 and encodes 172 amino acids. The record is from RefSeq and is a predicted model, not a curated record. Gene Ontology annotation, biological process: mRNA transcription; response to light stimulus. The transcript is spliced from 2 exons.